AGGCACAUUUUCCUGCAAUUCAAGUAUCGGGUGGAAAUGCUGGAUACCAUUCAAGUGUACAAAGACUUGCUCCGCAACAAUUUUAUUAUGAGCAAGGUACAUUUGAUCUCAUGGCGCCUCAGCCAAACGGAUACGGUUUCCGGCCAAAGUUCAUGUCAGAUGUGGGACCUGGCUUUGUUACUCCAAAUUACUUGCUGCCAUAUCACCUUCAGAGGCAGGGACAUCCGGGGAAUAGGAUGGGUGGGCGUCCAGCUGGUAACUUCCAGCAAGUCCGACAGAAGAAAAACCAAAUGCUACCUCGUAACCCCAAUCAAGGGCUUAAAUACAAUGGUCAAAAUGGCGUGGGUAUGUCUGUAGAUCCCGGAAGUCAAUUGAUGGAUCCAUCUGCGAGUGCUGCAACCUCCACUGGCAAUCACCAUCAUGGUCCAUUGUCUAACAACUCGCUUGCUUCAGCUUUGGCUUCUGCUUCUCAAGAAAAUCAACAUCGGAUGCUGGAAGAACAUUUACAUCCUCUGGUGGGUCGUCUUGCACCAACCAUUCAGACUGCAAAGGUGACAAGAAUGUUGCUGGAAAUGGACCAGUCAGAGGUCAUUCAUCUGAUCGAGUCACCUGAGGAGCUGAAGAUGAAGGUUGCUGAGGCUAUGCGAUUCCUUCGUGAUGCUUCACAAGGUCCUGCAGUUGGUGAUAAGAUCGGCUCAUAAUCACUUAGUGAAUGAAAUAAUCUUAGAUGUUGUUUUGGAUACUUGUCAGGAUUUUCCCCCUUUUCUAUCAGGAUUUUUGUAUUAAGGAUUUCAUGUGUUACAUUAAUGAUUACAUUAAUGAUUAGUUGGGAAUCCCUUUCCCCUUGUUUGUAAUUAAUUUUUCUUCCUGCAGGUGAAUCUAAUUUAGAUUGAGGAAUUCAAUCCAAGUGGAUUAGUUUCCAAAAUCUGUGGUGAAAGAAAAU
This is a messenger RNA of Medicago truncatula (barrel medic), 943 nucleotides long. Its product is annotated as polyadenylate-binding protein 3-like. The transcript is spliced from 3 exons. The coding region runs from base 111 to 701 and encodes 196 amino acids. NCBI's taxonomy places the organism in Eukaryota, Viridiplantae, Streptophyta, Magnoliopsida, Fabales, Fabaceae. The record is from RefSeq and is a predicted model, not a curated record. Gene Ontology annotation, molecular function: RNA binding.